Molecule: messenger RNA, 1980 nt
Organism: Emys orbicularis (European pond turtle)
Lineage: Eukaryota; Metazoa; Chordata; Testudines; Emydidae
Product: solute carrier organic anion transporter family member 1A2-like
Exons: 14
Coding region: 1-1980 (659 amino acids)
Biological process (GO): transmembrane transport; bile acid and bile salt transport; sodium-independent organic anion transport
Cellular component (GO): plasma membrane
Molecular function (GO): bile acid transmembrane transporter activity; protein binding
Source: RefSeq, a predicted model, not a curated record
AUGAAAGAAACUAAGAAACCAGCUGCAACUGAGAAAUUCUGCUGUAUUUCCAAGCUUAAGGUAUUUCUGCUGGCAUCAUCAUUUGCAUAUCUAGCUAAAACUAUGUCUGGGGCUUACAUGAAUAGCAUGCUCACACAGAUAGAGAGAAGAUUUAAUAUUCCAGCCUCUCUGGUGGGCAUUAUUAAUGGAAGCUUUGAAAUUGGAAACUUGUUGGUGAUAGCAUUUGUGAGUUACUUUGGUGCAAAACUUCAUAGACCAAGAAUAAUUGCUUUGGGGUGCACAGUUAUGUCUUUUGGCUGUCUUUUGAUAUCACUACCUCAUUUUCUCAUGGAACGGUAUCAGUAUGAAACUGCCCUUUCACCAUUAGAGAAUUCUUCAUCAAGCAUGUCCAUGUGUCUCAUAAACCAAAGCCAGUCCUCCACACAUAUGGAGAAACAAUCAGCAGAGUGCGAACAAAAGUUUGGGUCCUUGAUGUGGGUGUUUGUGUUGGUAGGAAACAUAAUACGAGGCAUUGGUGAAACUCCCAUCAUGCCGUUAGUCAUUUCAUAUGUGGAGGAUUUUUCCAAAGCAGAAAAUUCACCUUUUUACAUAGGGUGCCUACAGAUAGCAACUGUGAUAGGUCCUUUUCUUGGUUUCAUGUUGGGAUCAUAUUGUGCACAGCUGUAUGUGGAUCUGGGAUUCACAGAUAUAGAGGAGGUGACUAUAACACUUACUGAUGCCCGUUGGGUUGGAGCAUGGUGGCUGGGCAUUCUGAUUUGUGGAUCAGUAAAUCUGCUCGCUGGAAUACCUUUUUGUUUUCUGCCCAAGUCCCUUCCAAAGGAAGGACAAGCAAGUGAGACUGAGUUAUUAAGUUUGAGAAAUGUAUCACUACUACAAGAGAGAAGUGAAACUCAAGCCAAACGGAAAAUGCGUGAAAUCACUAAAGAUUUCAUCCCAUUCCUCAGGAGUCUGUUUCACAACCCAGUUUAUAUGUUGUUUAUAUGCAUAACUGUGAUGCAGUUCAGUGCUUACAUUGGUAUGAUAACCUUCAUGCCAAAAUAUUUGGAACAACAGUAUGGGAAAUCUGCAUCACAGGCCAUCUUUUUAAUAGCUGUUUACAAUUUACCAGUUAUAUGCAUUGGAUAUUUUCUUGGAGGCUUUCUAAUGAAGAAAUUCAAGAUAAGUACCAUUCAAGCUGCCAACAUAGCCUUUUGGAUCUCUUUAAUUGAAUACCUAAUCUACUUUGCUGCUUAUUUCACGGUCUGUGAAAAUUCUCCAGUUGCUGGUCUAACAGUCUCCUAUGAAGGAAUAGAACAGGUCUCAUACAUGGAAACAACCCUACUUGCUGACUGCAACAGUGAUUGUGAUUGCUCAGUUAAAGUGUGGGACCCUGUUUGUGGGGAGAAUGGAAUAACGUAUGUUUCACCUUGUCUUGCUGGUUGUACAGCUUCAGAUGGAACAAGAAAAUAUACAGUAUUUGAAAAUUGUACCUGUGUUGCAGCUUCUGGAUUUUCAUCUGGAAAUGUCUCUGCGGUUCUGGGCCAGUGUGACAAAGAAGCAAACUGUGACAUGAUGCUUCAGUACUAUUUAAUAUUAUCCAUAGUCUGCAGCUUAAUUUAUUCCUUAGGAGCCAUGCCUGGAUAUAUGGUUUUAAUAAGGUCUCUAAAGCCUGAAGAAAAGUCAUUUGGUGUGGGUAUCCAUACACUUGCUUCAAGAGUAUUUGCUGGAAUUCCAUCUCCCAUUUAUUUUGGAGCUUUGAUAGACUCAACAUGUUUGAAAUGGGGAACUCUGAGUUGUGGUGGUGAAGGAGCAUGUAGGAUGUAUGACAUUGUCACAUACAGAUGGUUCUACCUGGGACUGCCAGCGAUAUUACGUGGAGUGUCCUACAUCCCAUGUGUGUUAAUUCUCCUUAUUUUAAAGAAACAACUUAAAUCUUCUGAUGGGAAGACCUUAAAGAGGUCACCAAUGGCAAUGGAGGCCAUAGAAGAGCAAAAUGACUGA